CGUGGCUGCCCUGAUUCCGUGCGCUGCUGGUUGCUCAGUGUCUGUUCAGAAUCUCAAUCUACCAAGCCAGCGGCCCUUAACUUCUCCCAAAUGGCUAACCUGGUUCUCUAUGGCACGGAGACGAGUCCUCCGGUGCGGGCUGUCCUUCUAACACUGCGCGAGCUGCAGUUGGAGCACGAGUUCCGGCGUCUGGACAUGCAGGCGGGGGAGCACUUGGAGCCGGAAUUGCUGCGCAAGAACCCGCAGCACACGGUGCCCAUGCUGGAGGAUGGUGAGGCCUGCAUCUGGGACUCCCACGCCAUCAUCGGCUAUCUGGUGAACAAGUAUGCCCAGGACGAUGCCCUCUACCCCAAGGAACCAUUGCAGCGGGCGGUGGUGGAUCAGCGUCUGCACUUCGAGUCCGGUGUGCUCUUCCACGGCUGCUUCAAGCCUCUGCAGCGGGCCCUCUUCAAGGAGAAUGCCACAGAAGUGCCCAAGGACAGGAUAGCAGAUCUCCAUGCAGCGUACGAUCUUCUGGAGCUGUUUCUGGGCGAGAAUCCCUAUCUGGCCGGCGGCCAACUGACAAUCGCCGACUUUAGUGUGGUGGCCACCCUGAGCACGCUGCACCUGAGCUACUGUCCCGUGGAAGGCGCCAAGAACCCCAAGCUGUCCGCCUGGCUGGCCCGCCUCUCAGCCCUGCCCCACUACGAAGAGGACAACCUGCGUGGCGCCCGCCUGCUCGCGGACCGGGUGCGCGCCAAACUGCCCAAGCAGUUCGACAAGCUCUGGCAGAAGGCUUUCGAGGACAUCAAGAGCGGAGCCGGCAAGCAGUAGCGCAGCAGUGGGCUCUCGUUGUGGUUCUCCGAACUGGCUGUUCCCUGCUCGCCUUUGUUGUUAUACCUAAAACCUGUACAUGAGUCCGAAUAAAGUUCGCCUGUCCACUUUACUGCCCUCUGCUCUGCUCGGCUCCCUUAUCAGUGCUCCUUGUCAAAUGCACCUCCAGUGGCAACACAGUCCAAAACUUUCCAA
Messenger RNA from Drosophila guanche, 1008 nucleotides. RefSeq names its product glutathione S-transferase 1 (gene GstE10). The record is from RefSeq and is a predicted model, not a curated record. Gene Ontology annotation, molecular function: glutathione transferase activity. Lineage: Eukaryota; Metazoa; Arthropoda; Insecta; Diptera; Drosophilidae. Gene Ontology annotation, biological process: glutathione metabolic process. The transcript has a single exon. The coding region runs from base 91 to 813 and encodes 240 amino acids.